Messenger RNA from Notothenia coriiceps (black rockcod), 516 nucleotides. RefSeq names its product homeobox-containing protein 1-like. Gene Ontology annotation, cellular component: nucleus. The coding region runs from base 4 to 318 and encodes 104 amino acids. Gene Ontology annotation, molecular function: double-stranded telomeric DNA binding. NCBI's taxonomy places the organism in Eukaryota, Metazoa, Chordata, Actinopteri, Perciformes, Nototheniidae. The record is from RefSeq and is a predicted model, not a curated record. The transcript has 3 exons.
UUCAUGGAGAACCAGUACCCGGAUGAGUCGAAGAGAGAAGAGAUAGCCAACGCCUGCAACUCUGUCAUCCAGAAACCAGGCUGCAAGAUCUCUGAGUUUGAGCGAGUGACUGCGCUGAAAGUGUACAACUGGUUUGCAAACCGUCGGAAGGAGAUGAAGAGAAGAGCGAACAUCGAAGCUGCCAUUUUGGAAAGCCAUGGCAUUGAGGUGCCAAGUCCCAGCUGCCACUCCAACGGUGAGGAGGGAGAGAUGCAGGAGUUCAGCGAUCAGGUGAACCAUCGCUUCUCAGAGCAGGUAACUCACCUCUGUGUGACGUGAGGAGAAACAAAAAACAGACGAGUAGCAGGAUAAUGUAGUUUAUCUUGUUGAGGUGACUGUCUGGAAAACAAAUGCACUUCCAAAGUAGGACUUCCCGGUUUGGAACAAAUAACUACCGUAAUUUCGGACUAUAAUCCGCGCCUUUUUCCCCAUUUUUCGACCCUGCGGUUUAUAUAACGGUGCGGCUAAUCUAUGGAU